AAAAUUGAAGUUUUUCCUACAUCUUUAACUAAAACUGAGUUUGAGAAUAUCUCCAUGCAAGAGGUUAAGAGAUGGUCAGAACUUCCAAAAGAUACAUUUUGGUUAUACUUUUCACAAAUGCAAGAAAUCAUGUGGAGGUUUGGUGACAUAAUUAGAAAUUUCUGUAAAGAUGUGGUUUCAAAUAAGAAAUUAAUGAAGAAAUUACAAGAGUCAAGAUUUGACGUUGUUUUUGCAGAUGCUAUUUUUCCCUGUAGUGAGCUGCUGGCUGAGCUAUUUAACAUACCCCUUGUGUACAGCCUCCGCUUCACUCCUGGAUACGUUUUUGAAAAGCAUUGUGUAGGAUUUAUUUUCCCUCCCUCCUACGUACCUGUUGUUAUGUCAGAAUUACGUGAUCAAAUGACUUUCAUGGAGAGGGUAAAAAAUAUGAUCUAUAUGCUUUCUUUUGACUUUUGUUUCCAAAUGUAUGACAUGAAGAAGUGGGAUCAGUUUUAUAGUGAAGUUCUAGGAAGACCCACUACAUUAACUGAGACAAUGGGGAAAGCUGACAUAUGGCUUAUUCGAAACUCCUGGAAUUUUCAGUUUCCACAUCCGCUGUUACCAAAUGUUGAUUUUGUUGGAGGACUCCACUGCAAACCUGCCAAACCCCUACCUAAG
Molecule: messenger RNA, 654 nt
Organism: Piliocolobus tephrosceles (Ugandan red Colobus)
Lineage: Eukaryota; Metazoa; Chordata; Mammalia; Primates; Cercopithecidae
Product: UDP-glucuronosyltransferase 2B9-like
Exons: 2
Molecular function (GO): glucuronosyltransferase activity
Source: RefSeq, a predicted model, not a curated record